Eruca vesicaria subsp. sativa (arugula) is the source of this 971-nucleotide messenger RNA. Lineage: Eukaryota; Viridiplantae; Streptophyta; Magnoliopsida; Brassicales; Brassicaceae. The record is from the annotation of a GenBank genome assembly.
AGAAGAAAAAAAAGAAGAAGACAGCUUUGUUCUUGAAUUCUUGAAUCAAUCAAUCAAGCUGCUAGGGAGGUGGCUGAACAAAACCCUUAUCCCAAUUUCCCCCGAAUAUGCCAUUUUUGAGGAUUGUGAGACUCCUCUUACCUGGGAUCAGACUGUUGAUUAGAAGGUCGUUACUUUGGUUACUGUAGAUGCAUAUCCGUGAAUAUAUUCCUUCUUGGAUCUACCAGUUACUUGGUUGCAUGGGAGGUUGUUUUGGAUGCUGCAAUAAACCACCGCUUAUAGUUGCAGUGGAUGAGCCGUCUAAAGGGUUGAGGAUUCAAGGUCGUUUAAUCAAGAAGCCAAGCGUAUCAGACGAUUUCUGGAGCACAAGCACCUGCGAGAUGGAUAACAACAGUACAAUGCAGUCACAGAGAAGCGUUUCUUCUAUCAGCUUCACUAACAACACUGCUACUACUUCUGCAAGUAGUAGCAACCCCAAUGAAUUUGUAAACAACGGAUUGAACCUCUGGUUACAAACAAGACAACAGUGGCUUGCAAGUGGAUCUUCUCAAACAAAAGCCAAAGUUCGAGAACCUACAAUAAGCUGGAAUGCAACAUAUGAGAGCUUGUUGGGUAUGAAUAAGCGGUUCUCUCGUCCAAUACCUCUCCCUGAAAUGGUGGAUUUUCUGGUGGAUGUGUGGGAGCAAGAAGGCUUGUAUGAUUGAUUGCAACUCACAGAAUACUUAAUCUUCUCUCUCUUUCUUCUUCUUCUUCUUGUGUGUGUUGUGUGUAAUCAAACUUGGCUUGUAUUUAAAAGCUCAAGGAACUAAAACUAUUAUACGUUCAAUAGAAACACCAAUUUUUUGUUUGUUUGUGUGUUUGGUAUGUGUUAAACACAUUAUUGCAGUAACUCAGAAUUGUAUUAUAUUUUAUAAUUUAAGUGUUUCCUUCCGUAAAUGAACUUUUCUGAGAGAUAAUUUGGUUAGUUUCCA